Messenger RNA from Siniperca chuatsi (mandarin fish), 6320 nucleotides. RefSeq names its product pyruvate dehydrogenase phosphatase regulatory subunit (gene pdpr). The coding region runs from base 170 to 2872 and encodes 900 amino acids. Lineage: Eukaryota; Metazoa; Chordata; Actinopteri; Centrarchiformes; Sinipercidae. Gene Ontology annotation, cellular component: cytoplasm; mitochondrial matrix; mitochondrion. The record is from RefSeq and is a predicted model, not a curated record. The transcript is spliced from 19 exons. Gene Ontology annotation, molecular function: oxidoreductase activity; protein binding.
GGUUUAGACCGGAAGUGCCAGGUGUGAUUGAAGCCAGUUUGACAUUGGUACUGACUGUUGCUGUACCAUACCCAAACAAGACUUUCUGUCAUAUCACUCAGUCACUGGUAUUUACUUCUGUGCUUAAAAUAUCACAACGACUGGACUUGGCUAAUUCGAAAGCACAGCUAUGUGCAGCUGUGUACGGAGCUCCAGGGCUCUGUCCCCUGUCCUGCUCCCCAGGCUGCUGCAUCCCCAGACGGGGUAUAGAUUGGCCAGCAGGGGCCUCUGGACAUCACCCCAGUGUAUGGCUGUCAGUGGAGACUCCCAGCUGCUCCCAUUGCCCAGCCAAGCCAGUGUGGUGAUCUGUGGAGGUGGUGUUGUGGGAACAUCAGUAGCCUACCAUCUGGCCAAAAUGGGCUGGACUGAUAUAGUGCUGCUGGAGCAGGGCAGACUUGGCGCAGGAACAACCAGACUGUGUGCUGGCAUUGUCAGCGUGGCAAAGCCUAUUUCCAUUGAGUGCAAAAUGGCGAGCUACUCCAAUAGUCUUUACCAGCAGUUGGAGGAGGAGACUGGGGUCAAAACAGGGUAUGUGAAGACAGGAUCUCUGUGUCUAGCCCAAAAUCAGGAUCGCUUCCUCUCUCUGAAGCGCUUGGCAUCCCGACUAAGGGUAAUGGGGAUCAGCUGUAACAUCAUUAAGCCUAAAGAGGUGGCCAAACUCCACCCUCUUGUUAACAUUCAUGACCUGGUGGGGGCGCUCCACCUCCCUGCAGAUGCUGUGGUGUCUCCACCUGAUGUUAACCACGCCUUGGCUGUGGCUGCUGCUGGACAAGGGGUUCAGAUACUGGAGCGAACCAGUGUUCAGCAGGUUCUGGUAGAGAAGGGUCAAGUGAUGGCGGUGGAGACUGACCGUGGUUCCAUUGAGUGUAAAUAUUUCGUCAACUGUGCUGGACAGUGGGCUUAUGAGCUGGGCCAGGCUAGUGAGAUGAAGGUGUCGGUUCCUCUUCAUGGCUGUGAACACUUCUACCUCCUCACCAAACCUCUCCAGGAGCCACUUCCACCCAGCACACCAGUGGUGAUCGAUAUGGACGGCAGGAUAUAUGUGCGGCCAUGGCAGGGAGGCCUUCUGUCAGGGGGCUUUGAGAAGAACCCUAAACCCAUCUUCACUGAGGGCCGCAACCAGCUGGAGAUCCAGAACAUGCAGGAGGACUGGGACCACUUUGAGCCAAUGCUCAGUGCCUUGCUGAGGAGAAUGCCAGGUCUUGAGUCACUUGAGAUCCAUCAGCUAGUCAACUGUCCGGAGUCCUUCACCCCUGAUAUGCGCUGCCUGAUGGGGGAGACGCCGGGUGUCUCUGGCUACUACGUGCUGGCAGGGAUGAACUCCUCUGGCCUGUCCUUUGCUGGAGGAGCUGGCAAGUAUCUGGCAGAGUGGAUGACCUAUGGCUACCCCACUGCCAAUGUGUGGCCACUGGACAUCAAACGCUUUGGCAAUCUGCAGAGCAGCCGAACCUUCCUGCGUCACAGAGUAAUGGAAGUCAUGCGUGAGUAUUUUGAACUGUUAUUUUAUGGAAGGUUCCUCGCUAAGGGACUUUCAGACUGGAUUAAAGGUCAGCUUUACUGCUGGACCAGUCCUCUGUAUGACCGUCUGGACACCCAGGGAGCUCGGUGGAUGGAGAAGCAUGGUUUUGAAAGGCCCAAAUACUUUGUUCCUCCAGGGAAAGAUCUGCUGUCUCUGGACCAGAGUAAGACCUUCUACAAGCCGGACUGGUUUGACAUUGUUGGAGCAGAAGUGAAAUGCUGCAAAGAGGCCGUCUGUGUCAUCGACAUGUCCUCCUUCACUAAGUUUGAGCUGACUUCAACAAGGGACCAGGCCCUGGACCUGCUGCAGCAUCUGUGUGCCAACGACCUCGAUGUUCCUGUUGGACACAUCGUUCACACCGGAAUGCUUAAUGAGAGGGGAGGCUAUGAGAAUGACUGCAGCGUGGUCCGCCUCAGCAAGAACAGCUUCUUCAUCAUCUCUCCGACAGACCAGCAGGUCCACUGUUGGUCCUGGAUAAAGAAACACAUGCCCAAUGACCCACACCUCCACCUAGAGGACGUCAGCUGGAAGUACACUGCUUUAAAUCUGAUUGGACCUCGUGCAAUGGAUGUUCUGGCUGAGUUGUCAUAUGUUUCCAUGACACCUGACCACUUCCCCUCCAUGUUCUGUAAGGAGAUGAGUGUUGGCUAUGCCAAUGGGAUCAGAGUGAUGAGUAUGACUCACACUGGGGAACCAGGUUUCAUGCUCUACAUCCCUAUAGAGUAUGCACUGCAUGUGUACAACGAGGUGAUGUCAGUGGGUCAGAAGUAUGGGAUUCGUAAUGCGGGGUACUACGCACUGCGCAGCCUACGCAUAGAGAAAUUCUUUGCCUUCUGGGGUCAGGACCUUGACACCUUCACCACCCCGCUGGAGUGUGGACGAGAGUUCAGGGUUAAGUUUGACAAGGACACGGAUUUCCUUGGUCGUGAGGCCUUGCUGCAGCAGCGUCAGGAUGGUGUGUUUCGGCGGUUCGUCAUGCUGGUUCUAGACGACCAUGACACUGAGCUGGACCUGUGGCCAUGGUGGGGCGAGCCCAUCUACUGUAACGGUCAGCUAGCUGGGACGACCACCAGCAGCGCUUACAGCUACACUCUGGAGCGCCACGUCUGCCUUGGCUUUGUAUCUCCGCCGCUAGGCCCCGAGGGGCUCCCCACACCCAUCACCCCAGACUUCAUCAACCGUGGGGACUACGAGGUGGACAUUGCUGGCCAGCGCUACCCAGCCAAAGCCAAACUCUACCCCUUCAGCUCCCUCUUUACCCAGCAAAAACGCCGCAAGGAAGACAUGGAGUUCACCAACCUCCAGGGAAAAUGAUAGAGUAAUAGAAGGACUCGCUUUUGCCUCAGUAGGGGCUUCUGUGACACUCCUUCAGUUCACCAAAUCCACUCCAGCACUUACCUCGCAGUGCCAACCUAUCGUCCCUUUUCUAGCUCCUAAUCCGAGGGCUGUAUGCACAAUCACUCCUUGUCCCUCUUAUAUUUAACGUUGCAUCUCCCUCUGUCAAAGUGCAAUAUUUAAGAGGCACUAAAUGCUUGCGCUGUAUCAAAUACGGAGCUCCUGUGUCAUCAAAUUCUUCAGUUCUUCUCAAACACAGUCCACAGUCUCAUUGGCUGGUUUACUGAGACAGUCUGCGGUUAAGUGCCUUUGUCAAGGCAACAUCAACAACAUGUGUUGAGGACUCUCACUUUGUUCACUUUAACACAUCCAGAAGGGAUUUUGACUGACAAUCUUCUCCAGUAGUGUUCCAGUCACAUGUAACGUUUCGACACGGCACAGUCUGGAAGUCUGAAAGAAAUGUCAUUCAAUGCUGAUGUGCAAAUGCCUACAGUCAGUUUUGGCGUAGACUUUAUUGUCAUUUUGCAAAUUGUACAUUUGCUGCUGUAAAGAAUAUAAGUGAUGUGAUGUGGCCUAAUUCAGAUACUUUAAACAGUCUACCAUAAUCUCCACUACGUUACCCUUAACAAUGAAGGAAACUAUCCUUCUUAGUCAGGGGAAAAAAGGCCUGGAAAAGCCACAGGAAAGAAUCAGGAAGCCUAAUUAGUAAACUGUUGUUUUGUGUGCCGCCCAUUACUCCUCUUCCAGUCCUGUUGAAAAGGCUUCCCAGGCUCUCCUAAAAGCCUCAGCAUAAAGCAAAAUGACCCUUUUCCCCUUAAUAAUGUCUGUCAUCAGCUUUCAGCUGUUCUGCUUGUUAUUCUGCUGUGAGUCACCCUUGUGGUAAUGCAUUUACGGUAAUAUAAUCCGACCUGUUAUUUAUGUGUUCUGGUUGUUUUGAAGUAGUGUUGCGCUUUAUUGGUGUGUUGCUGAAUGUGUGGCUGAUGUUAGGUGACCCAUAGAUGAGGGAAGGCAGAAUGGGAAAGCUGCGUCUGGAGCUGUAAUCCCAGACAUGUUGGUUGGAGUCCACAAUAUCUUACACUGGUGAUUACAUUGGUUUGAUUGUCCUGAUCCAGAGUUAUGAGGUUUGUGCAAAGAAAGGACUUCAUUGCGAUUUGAAAUAAAGCAAUGUAUUUUUGUAUAGCUAGUGUGUAUAAAUCUCUAUUUUCAGUACUAGACAUUUUUUCUAGUUCUAAGUUAUACUGCCAUGUAAAUCAUCUGUAUUUUGGUCAGUUGUUUCAAUCUUGCAGUUGUCCUUCUGAUUGUUUUUAUUAUUUCAAAUGCUUUCCUGUAUUCUGUACAUGUAGAUGUCACGUGUCAGCAGCAGAUUGAUGUUUUCCUACAUGUGCAUGUCUACACAUCUUUAAAAUAAAAAGUCAAAAGUCAGGGAGAGCUACAGAGCAGUCGGCCUGGGGCCAGUAGGGAUUCAGUGUGUUGCUCACAGAAACUUCGAACAAAUGUUGAAUUAACCCAGCCAAUCACAUUAUACUGUGCAAAUAGUUGAGCAACUUGAGUGUUUUAUUAGUGUGAGUACUGUGUGUUUCCCAAACUGCGCGUUCAUCUGCUGGGAACCUUAAAGUUAGAUUGACUGGCUAAAUGCUCGAGAGGCAGAUUGUUUUACUCAAUUAUAAAUAACUUAUUUCGGGCGUUUAGAAAUGUUUAGUGAUUAAGUGUGCUUGAGGACGGUAGCAAAUGCUAAAAUGAAAGGCAAAAUGUAAACACCAGACAGACACACCAGGGAAAACACACUGCACUAACUCCCAGUGAUGGACCGGCCUUUGAAUAGACAGAUUAACUCUAGACCACAUCAGUUAUUAAUGUUUCGCAAUGAGUCUUUUUUUUGAAUUAUAAUCAGUGGAGUAACAAAAUGCUUGUUCACAGUGUAUCUCCAACUCUUUGUCUAAACCUGUAAUUUAUAUGGUUGGAAAAUGCACACGUUGGUCCUUAGUAUUUGCUCGGUUUAAAUACUGUACAAGCCUUUUUUAUUUUAUUUCAUUGUUUCUUAAAAUCCUCCUGAUCGCAGGAGAAGGGGAUUCUCCGAAGCACUUCUAAAUUGCACUCUCUUGUAGUUAGGAUAUUGCCGAAAUCAGAUGCUGUGUUGUCAAACAGGAAUAAGGAAAGCCUCACCAAAUCUUCAAAAACGUCGCUCUGUGUUCUGCUGCUCAACUGAUAUACAAUGUACUCAUUGGUUUCUGGUAUAUAACAUAAAACUCAGAAUGGAUCCAAGAAAAAGAAAGCAGCUGCAACGGGGAGUCGCUUAUAAAGGGCUAAUUUAUCUUCAUGUGUGUUAUGUUUGUAAAAAUUGUUCAUAUUAAAUUAAUUAAUUAAUUAAAAGCUUUUGCAUGUGAGAGUGCAGUGGAUCAUUAUCCGUCUUUGCAUCAGAGUCCAGUCUGGAUUCAUUCAGUUUCACUGCGGUUACUGUAGUGCUGUGACCUGACCUGGUACUGUAAUACUGGUCUCUAAACCAGUUGUACUCUGCAUUGGCUUAUGUGACAAACUUCUGGGGACUCAUGUAUACAAGAAUGUAACACGUUAGACUUUCUAAAAAAAAUAUGUUCCGUUUUCUCAUCAGUAUUGUAUAAAUAAGGCCCCAUUAAUUAAGUUAAUUUAUGGUGUCCCUUUACGUUAAUGCACUUUUGGCAGAGCUCAGCAAGUCCCCAUCUUGUAUCAUCUCUGACAGCUUCAUAUCCAAGAGUUGAGUAGCUGUGAGGACACCUGGAUUCUGUGUGAAGGUGACUGAAACAAACAAACUGCUGUGUUGACACUGAUCACAUGACCUUUUAGGUCAUUUCAGCUGUUAUGAUUUUCUUUUUCAACUGUCUGACUAUAUUGUUGAAUGAUGGUCCAGAACAUUUGCACUAAAUAAGGGCAGCCGGCUGGUUUUUUUCUUCUUUUUUUCUUACUGUAUGCAGUCACAGGUUUUCUAUGGUACUCUAUAUAUUUGGAAUUUGACAAUUUUAUUGUAUUUCAGUGGUUAAAAAAACCCUCUAAAAAUAUGGCCUCCGGAAACACAGUAACACUUCAGCUAUAGCUGAAUAUCAAGUAUAACGUAUAUCAUCCAAAACGUUGAAGGCAAAAAUCAGUAACUAGCAAAAAUGUAAUGUUAGUGGAGGUCUGGAAAAGUCUGUUGUAAUGAUCACUAAUCGGUGAAGUGGUAGUGUUGUCUGCGUCAGUGCUCAAACACAGUGGCAUUCCACACCACUGGGUAAUGGUUUGGUGCAUGUUUGUCUUUAAUGUUCCCAUUUUAACACUACCUGUGCUGGACUGAUCUGUAAAUGCCAGAUUUUUCUCCAGAGCUUUACAAAAAUGUAUUUAUAUCAUGUUAAACAGCUGUUUGACUGUCUAAUGUACUUAACAGUAAAAUAUAAAGAGAACUUUGUUCAUACAAGAA